Messenger RNA from Habropoda laboriosa, 2439 nucleotides. RefSeq lists its product as uncharacterized. NCBI's taxonomy places the organism in Eukaryota, Metazoa, Arthropoda, Insecta, Hymenoptera, Apidae. Bases 3 to 2390 code for a protein of 795 amino acids. The record is from RefSeq and is a predicted model, not a curated record. The transcript is spliced from 7 exons.
AAAUGGGAGUCGAUACGGAAGUUACCGGUAUACUCCGGGAUGUUGUGCAAUUCUUGGAAUGUCUCCGGGAAGUGAAACUUCCGAUUAGCUUGGAGAGCAUUCGCGACAACUUGCUGAUACGUUCGAAAAAUACGCUGACCACGACGUUCGCGGUGGAUAGAAUCGCGUCUCCGGAACCGUACUUGAAUAUGAACGCAGCCGGUCCGAAAGGCUUGAUUAAGGCGACGUUGAAAACGGAAGCCGAGCUACAAGAGUACGUACGGGCAGAGGAACAAUCGCCGCAAGAUGGUUAUUACGAGGCUUUCCAGCCGAAUCCAAUCGAAUCGAGUAAUGGUGCCGCGGUCCAGGUCCAGGCCCAGGUCCUCCAAGCAGCCGAUAAUAUUCGAAAUAAAGAGGAUCGUGUGGAAAAUACGCUGGUAGAGAUUUACGCGAGCUUUACCGCAGCACAAACGAAAAGUAAGUGCCAAAUCUGCGGCUCCCUUAUUAGGAAAGAAGGAAAGAAAUUGUUCGUUUUCGAACAGUACCGAACGUGCUGGGUCGGUUUGGUCGGAUCACAUUUAUUGAUUUACGGAAACGUUCGAGAUAAUCGUCCAUGCACCAUUUUACCGAUUCGUGGUUACAUGGCUCGUGCUGCUCCUAAUGCCACUCCUCGAGAUCAACGACGAAGCGAAUCUACUUUUGAGAUUUUUCGUCCCGGUAACAGGACCUUCCAGUUUGUUGCGCAAACUCCAAAGGACAUGGAGGAAUGGGUAAGGAAAAUUUGUGAAUUAGAAGGAGGGGAAAAAGGCGAAUAUAAACAUGACUUUCCGAAAAUUAUACCGCCACCCUAUCUUGCCCCGAACACCGACAUCGGCCAAUCGAACAAAGAAGAUCGAUAUCAAGAAGUAAGUUCGGACAACCUUUCCGAACAACCUUCGAUCCUUCCUUCCAACGACAAGGAGGAUACGACAGAUGCACGAGGGGACGAUAUUUCUUCCAAGGAUGCGUUGUCUUCCUCUCCUCCUCCCCCUCCUUCUCCAUCUUUUCCUCCUCCAUUACCAGCUCGUAUCCCCCGAACAUUACCCUCCUUACCUCUUCCUCCUCGUUCGUCUUACGAAUUUCCCGAUGAAGAAGAGGACGACAUUUAUCAUAAGAUCGAAGACUUCAGAGAAACGAUGCACUAUGGAAAUAUCGAUGAAACGUCCUUUCAAAUUAGAUCCGACGAGGAUAAAUCGACGAAAGAAUCCACAACUUACGACGAUGUUCGAGCGAGCAUUCGAAACGAAAUCAAGUUCGAAGAGAGGAGUAAAAGAAAGAAAGAUCUCGCACGAAAAUCGGUUGGCUUGCAAGCCGAAGAGACCUACGACGAUACUGUGUCGAAAGAUAAUAAGGUUGUCGACGAGUGCGACAAAUUUCUACCGUACGACAAUAUACAGAGUGCGGUGGUAUCGAACGCAAAGGUUCGAGAAACGGACAAAUCCGACGAGUCGACAAAAUCACCGCAAAAGAAAUCAUUUUUGGAUAGGGUGAGAAGCAAGAGAGAAUCGCCAAAGAAAGUUGAGAAAAAGACUAAACGUAAAGUUGCGGUGCCGCAGUCACCACCGCCACCUCCACCGCCCUCGACGGUAAAAAGCGAAGAAGCGCCAACCUAUUACGACGACGUAUGCGAUCUGAUCAAUGUUCAACAGGAAACGAAACGUUUCGAAGAAGAACAAUCGGAAUACACUUGUCCACCACCACCUAGACCGAUCUACGGAAAACCACCGGCGAUCGUCGAUGCGACCGAUCCGCAGGAAUUUUACGAUGACGUUGCCGCCUACCGAGACAAGUCUGCAGAUAAUGGCCAAACCUCUAAAUCAGAUCAGAAAAUUUUUAGAAACUCCAAUUACCUUUACGAUCCUGUUCGUAUGGACGCCACUGAUCGGCCCGUUUUAUGCGAAAAUAUCGACUAUUCGCAAGAAUCGUUCGAGGACAACGAGCAUUAUAAAACACCACGUGUCGAAUCGCGUUUUGCUAAAUACCUUUCUGACGAUCAACAAGCCGAAGAUCUGUACGAUGAUAUCGCUAUACUCGCAGAUUUUACCGCAAGGCAGAAGGAAGUUACUGGUAAAAAGGACAAUGAAGGUGUACCGAGGUCGCAAAUCAACCUAGAAAAGAGGUCGUGGAAUCGAUUUGUUACCGGAAAAAAAUCCAAAGUAACGGCAGAGUCGGUAGUUUCCGAAACGAACGGUCGAAUAUUAAAGAACGGAAUUGAUGAUUUAUCCGAUGAUCUCGCCGAGCACCACGGUUCCAUGCGAAUGAAUACCUUUCAAAAGCUUUUCAGCAGAAUGGAGAAUUCUCUUGGCAAAACAUCCGUUAGAACAGCAUCCUCGAUGCUAUCAAAUAAAACGAACGUAACCAAUAAUGCUUAAUGCCCUGAGCAGAAAGGUCCAGAAGCAACGUUCGUUACCGAACCUUUCG